AUGUCAUCCAACCUCCCUGAUACUUUCCACGACUCGGACUCGGAUUCAGACUCCAACUCAAACAGUCAUGGAAGUACAAAGUCAUCUACUUAUGAAAGUGGCAAAGACAAUGUAACUGGCGUGACGUCUACUCCCCCUCGCAAGCCAAUUGAACUGACUGUUUCUACAGUCGGUGUAUCUGGAACUCCUGGUAGUGGCACUACUUUCACCGUACCAAUAUCACCUUCUGCUACAUCACCAGCAUCAGGAAGAUCUGCUUCGUCUCCAACUGUCACUAAUAAACCAUCAUUCAACGACCUUUCAAGUGGUCUGGGUGGUAUUUCUAUAGCUUCUACGGCAGGAUCUCGAGUUGGUGGUGGUACUACUGGUACAGGAGAUUCCGGAAACAUAAACCGAUCCAAACUUGAUCCUGUUCCAUCUUUUACGAUUCUUCCUCAAAAGAAGACCACUCGUCGUAAUUCAGACGUGGAUGCAAUUCACCGAUCGUUGCCCAAGUCGCACGUUUCACCAGCUCAACUCUACUCUACAGACUCGGGUCAUUUAUACCACGCAGGUAAACUGUGUAUUGUAUUAGUGGGUCUUCCAGCCCGUGGUAAAACCCAUCACGCAGUAGCAUUGACAAGAUAUCUUCGUUGGUUGGGUGUCAAGACCCAUGCGUUCCAUUUAGGCGACUAUCGUAGAAAGCUGACCCCCAAGGAUUUCCGGGUUCCAGACGACUAUUUCAUGCCCAAUGCAUCCAAAGAAACCAAGGCUUUUAGACAAAAGGUUGAAGCAGCCUGUCUAGCUGAUAUGUUCAAGUUCUAUGAUGAGGAGAACGGCCAAGUUGUUAUUUACGAUGCAGUGAAUGGUACUUCUGCCAAACGUAGAGCGUUGGCCAAGACCAUGACAGACCGUAAUGUUGGUGUUUUGUUUGUUGAAUGUUUUUUCACCGACAAGAAUCUUGUGGCAAGAAAUGUUCGAGACGUCAAGAUAUCGUCUCCCGAUUACCAAGGAAUGGAUCCCGACGAGGCUGUUAAACAUUACUUGCGAAGAAUUGAGCUUCGUAUUCCGGAUUAUGAAACAAUGACAGAGACUGAGUUGACGUAUGUCAAGCUAGUCAAUGUGUCAGAACGGUUCAUUAUCAACUAUGGAGAACGACACUUGGGAUAUUUAUUCAACCGGAUUAUAUUCUUCUUGAUGAACUCACGAAUCAAGGUGGGUAGUGUAUUCUUUGCCCGUGCUGGAUCUGGAAAUGCCUCUAAUGAAGAAGAUGAUUAUAAAUCAGAUGGCCAUUUAUCUGGAAAAGGUGAGGAGUAUGCCGAAAAGCUGAAAGAGACAUUGUGGGCACAUAUUGACGAACGUCGACUCAAACUUGCACAAAUCUCAGCCCCUGAUCUGGCACUGGAUAAGAAAUUGCAACGACAAGCUCGAGUAGCACAUGAAGUGUUGCGGUCGUCAAUGUCUUCUGGAACAGGAACUGAUUUUAUGGAGAAUAUUUCACCGCCUGUCACUUCAGGUACUUCGACACCCAAUUCAUCGGCCGACGCAAGAGCUAUCUCGACCAUUAGAGCCGAUGCCCUGAAUUUCCAAGAUAAGUCCAACGUGACAGUCUGGUGUUCGACAAGACUUCGAACAGUACAAACUGCCGAGCGGUUUGCACAAGAAGGCAAUAAAACUAUUCAACGCAGUCUCCUCAAUCAACUGAACCCCGGUGUCGCUGGUGGGCUCACUGAGGCCGGAUUAAAAGAAGAGUUCCCUUACGAGUAUCUUCGACACCAGCAAGACCCGUAUCACCACCGCUACCCUCGAGCCGAAUCGUAUCAAGACGUGGCAGUUCGUCUCGAAAGUCUCAUCCUAGAGAUGGAACGCACCCAGGGAGACCUCCUCAUAAUAUGCCACGAAACUGUACUCCGUGUUCUCUACGGCUAUCUCAUGGCCUGCUCGGUGGAAGACAUCCCUUUCCUACGGUUCCCCCGCAACGAAAUCGUCGAAAUCGUGCCCAACGCAUACAUCAACCAGGGCAACCGUAUCACGAUCCCCAACGUUGACCCUUAG
Sugiyamaella lignohabitans is the source of this 2034-nucleotide messenger RNA. RefSeq names its product bifunctional fructose-2,6-bisphosphate 2-phosphatase/6-phosphofructo-2-kinase. Bases 1 to 2034 code for a protein of 677 amino acids. Gene Ontology annotation, molecular function: 6-phosphofructo-2-kinase activity; fructose-2,6-bisphosphate 2-phosphatase activity; ATP binding. Gene Ontology annotation, biological process: fructose metabolic process; fructose 2,6-bisphosphate metabolic process. The record is from RefSeq and is a predicted model, not a curated record. Gene Ontology annotation, cellular component: cytosol. NCBI's taxonomy places the organism in Eukaryota, Fungi, Ascomycota, Dipodascomycetes, Dipodascales, Trichomonascaceae. The transcript has a single exon.